This is a messenger RNA of Cololabis saira (Pacific saury), 4401 nucleotides long. RefSeq names its product tau tubulin kinase 2b (gene ttbk2b). Lineage: Eukaryota; Metazoa; Chordata; Actinopteri; Beloniformes; Belonidae. The record is from RefSeq and is a predicted model, not a curated record. Gene Ontology annotation, cellular component: ciliary transition zone; ciliary basal body; cytoplasm. The transcript has 15 exons. Gene Ontology annotation, molecular function: ATP binding; protein serine/threonine kinase activity. The coding region runs from base 228 to 3131 and encodes 967 amino acids. Gene Ontology annotation, biological process: cilium assembly; peptidyl-serine phosphorylation; signal transduction.
AGCCUGGUGGGACAGCAUCGCUCCACUAGCAGCUAGCGGGCUACCGGUUGCUAACGCGACUGUUUCAUUUAUAAACAACUGCCCUCGAUGGCUCAGACCUGAUUGACAGCAUGGAGACUGUUUGGAUCGGAUACCCGUGCUGGUGUCGCGAGGUUGCAGCGCGGCCAGUGAGGUGCUUGCUCCACUAAGCUGAUGUGAGGUGUGGGCUGCGGCUGACAGCAGUCAGGAUGAGUGGGGUUGGGGAGCACACAGACAUCCUGGCAGUGGGAGAUGUGGUCAGGGACAGGUGGAAAGUGAUGAGGAAGAUAGGUGGAGGUGGCUUCGGUGAGAUUUACGAGGUUCUGGAUCAGCUGAACCAGGCCACGUUUGCCUUGAAGGUGGAGUCUGCUCAGCAACCCAAACAGGUGCUGAAGAUGGAGGUGGCUGUGCUGAAGAAGCUGCAGGGCAAAGACCACGUGUGUCGGUUCGUGGGCUGUGGCAGGAAUGAUCGCUUCAACUAUGUGGUGAUGGAGCUCCAGGGGAGGAAUCUGGCAGAUUUGCGCAGAACCAUGACCCGUGGCAUCUUUUCCAUCUCUACUACUUUGAGACUUGGCAAACAGAUUUUAGAGGCUAUUGAGAGCAUCCAUUCAGUGGGCUUCCUGCACCGUGACAUUAAACCUUCAAACUUUGCAAUGGGCAGACUAGCCAGUACCUGCAGAUGCUGCUACAUGCUUGAUUUUGGUUUGGCUCGUCAAUUUACCAACUCCAACCAAGAAGUCCGUCCUCCUCGUCCGGUGGCAGGUUUCAGAGGAACUGUGCGAUAUGCUUCAAUCAAUGCCCACAAGAAUAAGGAAAUGGGUCGUCAUGACGAUCUGUGGUCUCUCUUCUACAUGCUGGUUGAGUUCACAGUGGGGCAGCUUCCAUGGAGGAAGAUUAAAGACAAAGAACAAGUAGGAAAUCUAAAAGAAACGUAUGACCAUCGACUCAUGCUGAAGCACCUUCCUGCAGAUUUUAGUAUUUUUCUUGAUCAUAUCUCAAUCUUGGACUACUUUACUAAGCCCGACUAUCAGCUUUUAAUGUCAGUUUUUGAGACUGCCAUGAAGAGCCACAAUGUGCUGGAAAAUGACCCCUAUGACUGGGAGAAAUGUGAUUCCGAGGAUUUGCUGACCAUCACUGCCGCAGCAACAACUGCUCAGCAGCUCACUCGCCUCACACCGGCUUACCUCGGCAUGGCCAAUGCUUCACUCCUGCCAGGGGAGCUGCAGAGAGAAAACACUGAGGAUGUCCUUCAAGGGGAACGCCUCAGUGAUGCUGACAACUGCCCCCCCAUCCCCACGCCGACAACCCCUGGUGCAGAUGUCUGGGAAGAGAUGGACCGCAACCGGAACCAUAAACAUGCACAGCCAUUGAUCAGGAAGGUGGUGAGUGAGGAUGAACAUAGUCAAAACCAGGGAAACCAAAGUCCCAACACGGGUUCUGUGCAGAGCUCGCCUCGACGAGUGCGAUCAGAGACCAUGGUCUUAGACCGGGCUGUACCGCUGCUGCGGAGGAUGAGGCACAGCCAGAGCUUGGCGUUCGAGAAGAGACUUGCACCUGAACCCAAACCCACCAUAGAACGCUUCCUUGAGUCCUAUCUGGGUAAAAAGCGUCCUGUUCUUUCUUAUGUUGGAGAGAAAUCCAUUCCCGAGAAGGAAAAUGGUCUGCAGACGCCUUCCUGCAAUGAGGAGCCCUCCGGCACGGCGACGGCUGACCCAGACGAGGGCGCAGCUAGCAGCGGUUUCGUUGCUGUAAAUUUCAGUCCCGUUCCACAUGAGGGAGACUCUCAGGAGUGGGUGAUGCUAGAGCUAGAGCAAGGCAGUGGCUCUGGAGGAGGCAAGCCUCCAACGGAAGUCCAGAAUGGGGACAAAACGGCGACCCGCAUCACCGCUGAAGCUGAAAACCAAUCCGCUGAGCCACAGAACAGUGAAACCAGUUCUGCAGUGCCAAGCAGCCCUGUCCUGUCACAGAUGGCCAUGCCUGGCACGUGGUUGCUGGGCCACCGGAGGCUACCGGGGAUGCUGGGGCAAAUGCCCUCAGUCAUCAUGGGACGGUCCCAGAUGGAGCAGUCCUCCAGCUGUGCUCUACUGUCACCUACGCAGAAGAGAGAUGCAAUAGUAUUAGAAGAUCCAUCUGGUAAAUCCGAAGAACUUGCAGAGGAAUGCAUGAAUGAUGGGGGGAGGCUGGAAGCCGUGCCAGCGAUGAGCACAGUUAAAGGCCCCACAGCUCCGUCCACCAAAGACAGAGACCCAGAGAGCGAUUCCGGACUGCCUGACCGCUCCUCAGAACCCAACCAGCAGCUGCAAGCAGACGCAGGGGGAGGUGCUGUGGAGAGCACUGUCACCGUCUCCUCUUCUCCACCUCCAGCUCUGCUCAGGCGAAGAGACUGUCCCUCGUCCCCGAGACUGAGCAAAAUCCCCGUCAGAGACCCCGGCAACCCUUUGGACUCUCCGAGCAGGGACCUGAACAUGGAGAGACGACACCGCUGGAGCAGCCCCAUCCCAGGCUCCCCGACACACUCGCCCUCUCCGUCUCUGUCCUGUGAUAACCUACCCUGUGUUCUGCCAAGAGACCGGCUCUCCUCUGAACGAGGCUCCAGAUCCGACUGUGUUGGAGAAGAGCCUCUCUCCCUGUCUUCCUCAUCAGGCAGUAAAAGUAAGAUCCCACGUCCUGUGAGUGCCUCAUUUCUACCGGAACAGCUCACCAGCAAGUUUCUGCCUCGACCACCUCCUGGGAAACCACCUGUCCGGCAAAGUGUGGACAACAGGCGGCGGCGGUUAAGGGUCCGCGCCAGCAGCACCAGCGACGCUGACUUCCUGGCCAGUCUGACCCAGCUGAUGCAGGACCGCAGCGGGAUGCUGUUCAGCCCCCCUCCUCGCCCCCGCAGCUCCUCCUCCCUACAGCGCUCGCUGAGCUCCUCCCCAUCCCGUCAAGAAUUCCGGGAAGGCGGGGUCCUGCAGGGACGCAGCCGCUCUCCGUCCAGCCUUUCGGGCUCCCCACCUCAGCGGCACAUGCACCCACAGGACAGGCCCUUGGGGAUGGGUCAGUGGGGCCACAGCUCCCGGGGACGAGGAGUGUCUCAUGAGAGCAAAGGUUCCGGAAAAGUGACUCGAUGACUGUCUUCACAUACAACUGACUGAUGCGGAUUGUUUAACUGUAGCACGAGGCUGCCUCACUUCCUGUAUCUAAUAGCAUGUGUAAAUAUGGCAUUUAGUCAAGGGAAUGUACUGUAAGUAAUGUAAAAUGUAUGAAAUAUUGUAUUUAUUUAUUUAUUGGUUUGUUGGCUGACAAAAAUGUGGAGGAAAAUCUUGAGAUUGCCAACUCUUACCUCUCAUUUCACUCCUCUGUUAAAGGUAUGGUAAGCAAUUUCCAGAUGUUACGUCAGCUUGAGCAGUGUUUACCAACCCUCUUUCCUUGGGCAAACUGCCCUGCAUGUUUUACAUGUUUCCCUGCUCAAACCCAUCUGAUUGUCUGAUUGGAUCACUGCCAACUUGUCAUCACGGUCUGCACAAGUCUGUCAAUGGCCCACUAUUUUGAUUCAGGUGUGUUAGAGAAGGGUGACAUCUAAAACACGCAGGGCAGUGGGCCUUGAUGGACAGGGCUCCGAAACAUAGAGGUGGAGGCAGCUAGGGAAUGGGUAGGACAUAUUGAAUGCACAUGGAAGGGAAAAAAAACUAGUGUUUUGGAUUAGAAGUCAUGUAGAAUUGCUUACCCUACCUUUAAAUCCAUAUAGGCCUAAUAUGAAACCAAAAAGAUCUUGUUAAAUACUUCUGAAAUGUAAAAAUUAUACUAAAUGUAGAUAUGUACCAAUAUUAGAAUGGUAAUCACUACUUAUAGAAACAAUAUACUCACAUUAGGAACACUAAUAGUAAAGAACAUUAAGAGCACUAUACAUAACCAGCAUUCAUGUGAAGAACAGAGGCGUCCAGUCCCAUAGUGACCUUACUCUUGCAAAAUUACUUAUUAUAGUAAUUAACAGUGAGCUGCUCAUUUUGACACAUCAGUGUUGGUACCGUGCUUUGCUUUAAAAUAUUGUACCAUGCAACAUGCAUUUGCCUUUUAGAAUGUACAUGUUAAGUGCACACACUUCAGUAUUGUAAACGUGCAUGAGUAUCAUUGCUGAUCUUUUUUUUAAAUUUAAAUUAUUCAUUUGUACAAUCAGCUGAGGCAUCUGUAUUUUUAAUGAACUGCUUCUUAUCAAAAUACAUCAUAAUGUACAUCAAUGAGCAUUUUCUUUGUCUUGAAAAUAGGAGAGAAGUUAAAUGAAUAUUUUUUUUUUCUUUCCUUGAGUGACAGAAGUGACUGGGAAGGAGCAGAGUGGUUACAGAUGACAUCGACUCGCAUAUAAAAACUUCUGCUGCUGCUGUCCCGAGGAAGACGAUUAGC